AUGGAGUUGCGUUUUAAUUGGUUCUCCAAUGGUAUCGCAGACUACCUCCACCAGCCACGAGCCAAGACUCGGAAACUCGUCGGUGAUCCGUGGUCCAACCGUAUGGCGGAAGUCGACACCCUCAGCCACCUUUUCCAUAGCUUCGAUGGUGGGGCAGCACAGGCUGAGACAGAGCUUUCGGAGAAUAUGUAG
Messenger RNA from Penicillium soppii, 192 nucleotides. RefSeq lists its product as uncharacterized. The record is from RefSeq and is a predicted model, not a curated record. The coding region runs from base 1 to 192 and encodes 63 amino acids. The transcript has 2 exons. Lineage: Eukaryota; Fungi; Ascomycota; Eurotiomycetes; Eurotiales; Aspergillaceae.